This is a messenger RNA of Tetrahymena thermophila SB210, 884 nucleotides long. RefSeq names its product transmembrane protein, putative. The record is from RefSeq and is a predicted model, not a curated record. The transcript is spliced from 3 exons. Lineage: Eukaryota; Ciliophora; Oligohymenophorea; Hymenostomatida; Tetrahymenidae.
UUAGCGCAUUUUAAAAUUUUAAGAAUUAAAAAAAUAGUAAUAUUUAAUUAAAUUAAAAGUUUCUUAAAAUUUAAUCGUAACCUAAAUAUCUAAAAAGUUUUAAAGAAGAUAAAAUAUCAAGAAAGAAAGAAAUAAAGGAAGAAAGAUGAUCUCAUAGUUUUCCAAGUCAGUUAAAGGAAAAAUUGGUACUGUUUUUAUAAUCUUCAACAUCUUAAUAGCUAUUUGUAAUAUCAUUAUUGUUAUGUACAUGAUUGGUAACUAUUGUGAUACCCAAAUAUUAACACUUGUUGUAGCAGCAUUCCUCUUUGCUCUUUUAAACCUAGCACUUUUAGUUAAAGACAUGUUUUGGUCUUCAGGCUUCCUUCACUUUUCUGUGAUAUUUGAUAUAAUUUUAUGUAUCCUAUCUAUUGCAGGUGUUAUAAUUAUUAAUCAAGAAAGAUUCUGCUCACUCAUCGGUUGCACAAAGGGAAAGGAUGAAAUAGAUGUACUAAGUAACAAUCCCUUAACAAGAAAUAGCAAAUACUGCGACAAUCUUAGCUUAGAUUAAGAAGAAUUAUAUAUUAGAUUAAUAUUAAAAGCUGGUUAUAACAACACCAUGAUUAUUUAAGCUGCAUGGCCACUAGCUUUUGGUAUCAUCUAAAUUGUCUUAUGCUUUAUAUAAUCAAUAGUUAACUUCUUUAGUCUUUACAAGUUUGGUUGCCCUCCUUCAAAAGAUGUCAGAGGACUUUAAAUGUAUGAUUGAUUAAAAACUAAAACAUAAAUUAUAAUAAUCUUUGAUAUUACUUUUAAGAGAGUAAAUUAAAAGGUUGAGUAAUUCUGAAAUAGUGUACUUGUUUAUAUUUAAAUUAGUGUAAUUACUUUAUCCUUUUUUUUAACAUUAAAUU